GAGAGAAAAGAGACAGAGGAGGGAGGCAAAUCGCAGCUUAUUUAUAACGGAGCAGCACCAGGGGCUCUCCAGAUCCUCCUGCACAGCCGCGGCUGGGAGGUCACUGCCGAAAGCCGCGCCGAGCCGAGCCGAGCCGAGCCGUGCCGUGCCGGGCGGGAGCCGCGCCGGGAGCCGGGGCGGGCACGGGGCGCUGCGGCUCGGAGCCUCCCCCGCGCCCUCCUCCCGCCCAUGCUGCCGGUGCCACGGCACAGCCCGCAGCAGCCCCUGCACAGGAGGAGCGCAGCUCGGUCCCUCCAGCGCCAUGCCUCGGGCCACCACCCUCAUCCUCAUCCUGGCCGGGCUCUGCGGCUCCUCCCUGGGCCAGUACAACGAGGAGGAGGACCUGGCGUGGCUCCAGUACUACCUGCGGCAGUCCCGCGUCUCCUCCUACAACUACGUGCCCUACUACGAGGAGGAGAGCCCCGCGUACGCCUACUCCUACCCCUCUGCCACCGACACCGAGCCCGAGCCCGAGCCCGCGCCGCAGCAAGCGGCGCCCUGGCGCUGUCCCCAAGAGUGUGACUGUCCCCCCAACUUCUCCUCGGCCAUGUACUGCGACACGCGCAACCUGCGCUACCUGCCCUUCGUGCCCUCGCGGAUGAAAUAUGUCUACUUCCAGAACAACCUCAUCACCUCCAUCCAGGAGGGCGCCUUCGACAACGCCACCGAGCUGGAGUGGCUGGCGCUGCACAACAACCAGAUCAGCAGCGAGAAGAUGGGCAAAAGGGUUUUCGGGAAGCUGCAGCGCCUGGAGAGGCUCUACAUGAACAACAACAACCUGACCAGGCUGCCCGGCCCGCUGCCGCGCUCGCUGCGCGAGCUCCACCUCUCCUACAACCAGAUCUCCAAGGUGCCUCCCAACGCUCUGGAGGGGCUGGAGAACCUCACGGCGCUCUACCUCAGCCACAACUUCAUCUUCGAGAUGGGCGCGUCCCUCAAGGGGCUCAAGUCGUUGAUCCUGGCCGACCUGAGCUACAACAACCUGAGGAAGGUCCCCGACGGGCUGCCGGCGUCCCUGGAGCAGCUCUACCUGGAGUACAACUACAUCAACGCCAUCCCCGACGAUUAUUUCCAGGUGUCGCCGAGGCUGCUCUACGUGAGGAUGUCCCACAACAGCCUGACCAACCAAGGGCUCUCCAGCAACACCUUCAACAGCAGCAGCAUCCUGGAGCUGGACCUCUCCUACAACCGGCUGCAGAAGAUCCCGCGGGUCAGCACCAACCUGGAGAACCUCUACCUGCAGGGCAACCAGAUCAACGAGUUCUCCAUCAGCAGCUUCUGCUCCGUGGUGGACGUCGUGAACUACUCGCGGCUGCAGGUGCUGCGCCUGGACGGCAACGCCAUCAAGCGCAACGCCGUGCCCCCGGACGCGCCGCUGUGCCUGCGCCGCGCCACCGUCAUCGAGAUCUGAGCCCCCCAGGACUCGUGCCCCCCACCCCGGGGGGAUCCCCCCCUUUCCUGCUUUCCCGUCCCACUCGGCUCGGCGGCGGAGCGAUGGCGGAGCGCUCGCGGUUUUCCCGAAAUUCUCUUUUUUUUGGGGUCGGACCUCGGCUCUGAGCCCGCCACGAAGCGUUGGCACCUCGUGUGCCGGGCUGGGGGGGACACGGCAGGGGGGGGGCUCACCCCGCCUUGGAUGUGGGGGAAUCAAACCCCGAUCCCAAAUCGGCGUCUGAACUCCCUGAAGGAGCAUCCUUCCAGGGGGAUCAGCCCCUUUGUCCAUGGGGAAAUCCCAGUCCUGAUCCCAAAUCUAGGUCUGAAUCCCCCAAAAGGAGCAUCCUUCCAUGGGGAUCAGACCCUUUGUCCAUGGGGAAAUCCCAGUCCUGAUCCCAAAUCUAGGUCUGAACUCCUGAGCAUCAAACCCUUUUUCCAUGGGGAAAUUCUGUGGGGAUCAGACCCUUUGUCCAUGGGGACAUCCCAAUCCCAACCCCAAAUCUGGGUCUGAACCCCCUGGGGAUCAAACCCUUUUUUCAUUGGGAAAUUCUAUGGGGAUCAGACCCUUUUUCCAUGGGGACAUCCCGAUCCCAAAUCUGCAUCUGAACCCCCCAAAAGGAGCAUCCUUCCAUGGGGAUCAGACCCUUUGUCCAUGAGAAAAUCCCAUGGGGAUCAGACCCUCUUUCCAUGGGGAAAUCCCGAUCCCAAAUCUAGGUCUGAACCCCCUGAGGAUCAGACCCUUUUUCCACGGGGAAACCCCAAUCCCGAUCCCAAAUCCGGGUCUGCCCCCCCUGAGGAGCACCCGAGGGGUUGGGAGCUGCAGCAGUGAAGGGUUGCAGAUCUCCAGGCUGGAGGAUCCCCCAGUGUGGGGUGAGGAGGAACAAAUCCUUCCCUUCCCUUCCUUUUCCCCCCUUUUCCAUCAACCUGCUCCAGAAUUAACGGAGAGAAACCCUAAAGGAGAGAAACCCUAAAGGAGAGAAACCCACCCUGGGGUCCCUGAGGAACUGGGGGUCCCAAAUCUUCCUCAGGAGCAGGGCAGGACGGGGAAAAUCCUGGAGCUGUCACCCCUCCCUGAGCUCAGGCCCCCGGGACACCCCAAUUAAAACCCCAAAACCAAUCACAGAGCCACGUAGGAAUUCCCUAAAAAUCCCAAACUCCCCAGCUCAGCCCCCCGGGUGGCUGAGUUUGAGGACGAAGGGGCAGCUGAGCUUUGGGGUCACCGGUCCGGGUGGUCACCCCGGCCCUCCGCCUUGUUCCUGCAUGCAAAGAUCUUUUUUAAAAACCCCAAAAAAAACCCCAUCAUUUCACCAGCAUGAACUGUAAACCCCAAAGCCGUCAAUAAAACCCUUGCAGCGCCUGCA
Messenger RNA from Passer domesticus (house sparrow), 2831 nucleotides. RefSeq names its product fibromodulin (gene FMOD). The transcript is spliced from 3 exons. The coding region runs from base 302 to 1450 and encodes 382 amino acids. Gene Ontology annotation, molecular function: protein binding. The record is from RefSeq and is a predicted model, not a curated record. NCBI's taxonomy places the organism in Eukaryota, Metazoa, Chordata, Aves, Passeriformes, Passeridae.